CUCCAUUUCUCAUUUCCAUAUCACAAUCUACCUACCUCACAACCAUGGCUAAUAGCUCAAUUUAUCAAAAUCUCUUCAUCACUCUCCUCCUCCUAUUCUCUAUCACUGCACCUUCUCUGGCCCAAACAUCUUUCAGGCCCAAAGCCCUUGUUAUCCCAGUCACAAAAGAUGCCUCCACUCUCCAAUACCUCACCCAAAUCAACCAAAGAACACCCCAAGUCCCAGUAAAACUUGUCGUCGAUCUCGGCGGCAACUUCUUGUGGGUCGACUGUGAAACCAACUACACCUCCUCAACCUACCGCCCAGCACGCUGCAAAUCCGCCCAGUGCUCCCUGGCCGGAUCCAGCAGCUGCGGCGAUUGCUUCUCAUCCCCCAAGCCCGGCUGCAACAACAACACUUGUGGCCUCAUCCCGGACAACACCAUCACCGGAACCGCCACCAGCGGCGAGCUCGCCCAAGACACUCUCUCAAUCCAGUCCACCAACGGCCUCACACCCGGCCGAAUCGCCACUGUCUCGAACUUCCUCUUCACCUGCGGGUCGACCUUCUUACUCAAAGGCCUCGCUAAAGGCACCACUGGCAUGGCCGGCCUCGGCCGGACAAAAAUCGCGCUGCCGUCGCAAUUCUCCUCCGCAUUCAGCUUCCACCGGAAAUUCGCGAUCUGCUUAUCUUCUUCAACCGGCGUUGUUAUCUUCGGAGACGAACCUUACGUUCUCCUCCCCAACGUCGACGCCUCCAAAGGCCUCUCGUUCACGCCGCUGCUAACCAACCCGGUGAGCACCUCCUCCGCGUUCUCACAAGGCGAGCCCUCCGCCGAGUAUUUCAUCGGCGUGAAAUCAAUAGUGAUUGACGAAAAAACGGUUACCGUUAACUCGAGUUUGUUAGACAUCAAUAGUAACGGCCUUGGUGGGACCAAGGUAAGCACGGUGGACCCUUACACGGUUCUCGAGGACUCUAUUUUCAAGGCGAUUACGAAGGCGUUUAUCGACGCGGCUGCUGCUAGGAACAUUAAGAGGGUGGCGGCGGUUAAGCCGUUUGAGGUUUGCUUCAGCGGUAAGGGCGUGGGGAGUACGCGGUUGGGUGCGGCGGUGCCUACGGUGGAGUUUGUGAUGCAAAAUGGUGUGACGUGGUAUGUUUUUGGAGCGAACUCGGUGGUAGAUGUGCAUAAUGAUGGUAGUGUUUUGUGUCUUGGGUUUGUGAACGGUGGGAAGAAUGCGAGGACUUCGAUUGUGAUUGGUGGGUAUCAGCUGGAGAAUAAUCUGGUGCAGUUUGAUUUGGCUUCGUCCAGAUUGGGGUUCAGUUCUUUGCUCUACGGAAGGCAAACCACGUGUGCCAACUUCAACUUCACCUCCACCGCAUAAUCGUGCCUUUGCCAAGAUUGCUUGGCGUGGUUAAUCUACUAUCCAUUUAUGGAUGCACUUUGAAUAAUUAAUUUGUGUUGUAAUACUACCAUUGAUUUUAUUUUCGUUAAUAAUAAAUAAUAAAUGGGUAUUAAAUUCAUGUA
Messenger RNA from Lotus japonicus, 1504 nucleotides. RefSeq names its product probable aspartic proteinase GIP2. Gene Ontology annotation, molecular function: aspartic-type endopeptidase activity. NCBI's taxonomy places the organism in Eukaryota, Viridiplantae, Streptophyta, Magnoliopsida, Fabales, Fabaceae. The record is from RefSeq and is a predicted model, not a curated record. The transcript has a single exon. Gene Ontology annotation, biological process: proteolysis. Bases 45 to 1361 code for a protein of 438 amino acids.